Messenger RNA from Monodelphis domestica (gray short-tailed opossum), 939 nucleotides. Its product is annotated as olfactory receptor 4F6-like. Gene Ontology annotation, molecular function: G protein-coupled receptor activity; olfactory receptor activity. The record is from RefSeq and is a predicted model, not a curated record. Gene Ontology annotation, cellular component: membrane. Lineage: Eukaryota; Metazoa; Chordata; Mammalia; Didelphimorphia; Didelphidae. Gene Ontology annotation, biological process: G protein-coupled receptor signaling pathway.
AUGGAUGAAGUGAAUCAUUCUGUAGUGGCUGAGUUUGUGUUUCUUGGACUCUCUGAUUCAUGGGAGAUCCAGCUUCUUCUCUUCCUCUUCUCCUCUGUAGUCUAUGUGGCAAGUAUUCUGGGAAACCUGCUCAUUUUGAUCACUGUGAUUUUUGAUUCUCACUUACAUUCUCCCAUGUACUUUCUGUUGGCCAAUCUCUCCUUCAUUGACAUGGGAGGUUCCUCCAUUGCAGCUCCUAAAAUGAUUUGUGAUCUUUUCAGGAAUCAUAAAGUCAUCUCAUUUGGUGGCUGUGUUGCUCAGAUUUUCUUUAGUCAUGCUCUUGGAGGUGUUGAGAUGGUGUUGCUCAUAGCCAUGGCAUUUGACAGAUAUGUUGCCAUAUGUAAACCUCUCCACUACCUGACCAUUAUGAAUCCAAAAAUGUGCAUUUUGCUUUUGAUUCUUGCCUGGAUCACAGGAAUCACUCACUCAGGGGUCCAAUUGGCUUUUGUUGUACAUUUGCCCUUUUGUGGUCCUAAUAUAUUAGACAGUUUUUUCUGUGACCUUCCUCAAUUCAUCCAACUGGCCUGUAUGGACACCUAUAGGCUGCAAUUCAUGGUCAAUGCUAAUAGUGGAUUCAUUUCUCUGAUUUGCUUUUGUGUAUUGAUUAUCUCCUACAUCUUCAUUUUAGUCACCGUUCAAAAACAAUCCUCAGGAGUCUCAUCCAAGGCUCUCUCUACUCUGGCAGCUCACAUCACUGUGGUGUUUUUGUUCUUUUGCCCUUUGAUUUUUUUCUAUACAUGGCCUCACCCUGUAUCCCACCUUGAUAAAUUCCUUGCCAUCUUUGAUGCAGUUGUUACUCCCUUUCUGAAUCCCGUCAUCUAUACAUUCAGGAACAAAGAGAUGAAGUUGGGAAUGAGGAGAAUGUACAGUCGUCUUGCCCUCUUAAAGAAAUUCUCUUAA